CCCCCGGCCGACCUUUGGACACCUGCUGUGCUGAGCGCGUCUGCUGGUCUUCAUGCGAAGAAGGUCGGCGGCGGGCUUUGUUCCUCACAUCGGUGGCACCUCGUUGAGUCAUGAAAUGGAUAUUUUGUGGCAAUAUCAGUUUAGGAUGAUAUUGUUAGGGGAUUCGACGGUGGGGAAGUCGUCGCUGCUGAAGCGCUUCACCGAUGGCGUUUACAGUGACGUCGCCGAUCCCACCGUCGGCGUGGAUUUUUAUGCCCGUUCGCUUGAUAUCGAGCCGGGGGUGAAAAUCAAGCUGCAGCUUUGGGACACGGCAGGCCAGGAACGAUUCCGGUCCAUUACGACAUCCUACUAUCGUAAUUCUGUGGGAGGGCUGCUGGUGUUUGACCUCACCAGUCGCAAAACCUUCGAGCACGUACGGGAGUGGCACCACGAAGUGAGCGAACACAUCCUGCCCCACCAAAUGGUCUACAUUCUCAUUGGGCACAAGAGUGACCUGAACAAGGACCGCAGAGUCGGGAGGGAUGAAGCGGAGCAGCUGGCGUCUGAGCUGGGAAUUCGCUAUGUAGAAACAUCGGCCAAGUGCAACAGUAACGUUGACCGGGCCUUCGAGCUGUUAACCAGGGACAUCUAUGAGCUGAUGAAGAUCGGUGCCAUCGUCACUCGAGAUGGCUGGGAUGGGGUGAAGAGCGGCCUCACUGCCAAGGUCCUCUAUCCAGGGAACGAUGAAGAUGAACAAGCUCCAGCGUCUGCUGAAAGGAGCUGCAACUGCUGACUUUUUCCAACAAAAAACCGCUUAUCUUGUCUCCCGGUGAUUUUUGGAAAACAACUCCCACCUCCACUUCAUUGUGCGUGAAUUCUACUGAUGACAAAACUAUAGACGCAGCUCACACGUAUCUACAUGCUCUUUUUCUGUGUGCUGAUCAUUUGAGGUAAAACCAGCUAGCAUGCGGUGUUGGUCCAGUAUAUAGAAUUUCACAACCUAAGAGGGGUUAGUUUCUGGUACAACUUAAAGUAUCAGUGUUUUCCACACCACAACACAUAUUUCAGGGUGUUUCUUUAACAUUUUUGGCAUUUGUGUACUUAUUUAUACAUCUGUCUAUGUAGAUAUCUAUAUCCAUAUCUAGACAUAGAUACAUAUAGAUGUACAGUACAGUCCAAAAGUAUACACCUUCUCAUUCAAUGCGUUUUCUUUAUUUUCAUGACUAUUUACAUUGUGGAUCGUCACUGAAGGCAUCAAAACUAUGAAUGAACACAUGAGGAGUUAUGUACAUAGCAAAAAAAGGUGAAAUACCUGAAAAAAUGUUUUAUAUUCAAUUUUUUUUCAAAAUAGCCACACUUUGCUCUGAUUACUUUUUUGCACACUCUUGGCAUUCUCUCUGUGAUCUUGAAGAGGUAGUCCCCUGAAAUGAUUUUCACUUCACAGGUGUGCUUGACGCUCAUCGAGAGAAUGCCGAGAGUGUGCAAAAAAAUAAUCACAGCGAAGGGCAGCUAUUUUGAAGAAACUAGAAUAUAAAACAUGUUUUCAGUUAUUUCACCUUUUGGUGGCUUCUGUAAUCCCGGCCCAGGGAUUACAGGAGCCAGUAAACACGCUAGCACAGGGGUCCCCAAAUUUUUUUGACCCGGGGCCGCAUUGGGUUAAAAUAAUUUGGCCGGGUGCUGGGCUGUUUAUAUAUAUGUUAGGGCUGCUAAUCUUUGGGUGUCCCACGAUUCGAUUCAAUAUCGAUCCUUGGGGUCGCGAUUCGAUUAUAAAUCGAUUUUUUCGAUUCAACGCAAUUCUCGAUUAAAAAACGAUAUUUUUUCGAUUUAAAAGGAUUCUGUAUUCAUUCAAUACAUAGGAUUUCAGCAGGAUCUACCACAGUCUGCUGACAUGCUAGCAGAGUAGUAUAUAUAUAUUUUUAAAGCUUUUAUAAUUUUAAAGGACAAUGUUUUAUCAACUGAUUGCAAUAAUGUAAAUUUGUUUUAACUAUUAAACAAACCAAAAAUGUGACUUAUUUUAUCUUUGUGAAAAUAUUGGACACAGUGCGUUGUCAAGCUUAUGAGAUGCGAUGCAAGUGUAAGCCACUGUAUUGUUCUUUUUUUUUCUUUUUUUUUAAAUUUCUAAGGAUAAUUUUAAUGAGGCAUUUUUAAUCACCGCUAAGCUGAAAUUAUAACUAAUAUUGAUAGUGUUGUUGAUAAUCCUCAUUUUUGUUUCACUACUUUUGGUUUGUUCUGUGUUGUGUUUGUGUCUCCUCAAUUGCUCUAUUUAUUGCAGUUCUGAGUGUUGCUGGGUCAGGUUUGGUUUUGGAAUUGGAUUGCAUUGUUAUGGUAUUGCUGUGUUUUGUUUUGUUGGAUUGAUUAAAAAAAAAAUCGAUUUUUUAAAAAUGAGAAUCGAUUUUUCCCACACCCUUUAUAUAUAUAUAUAUAUAUAUAUAUAUAUAUAUAUAUAUAUAUAUAUC
Messenger RNA from Nerophis ophidion (straightnose pipefish), 2435 nucleotides. RefSeq names its product RAB42, member RAS oncogene family a (gene rab42a). NCBI's taxonomy places the organism in Eukaryota, Metazoa, Chordata, Actinopteri, Syngnathiformes, Syngnathidae. Gene Ontology annotation, molecular function: GTP binding; GTPase activity. The coding region runs from base 53 to 772 and encodes 239 amino acids. The transcript is spliced from 2 exons. The record is from RefSeq and is a predicted model, not a curated record. Gene Ontology annotation, cellular component: Golgi membrane. Gene Ontology annotation, biological process: Rab protein signal transduction.